UGGAUGAAUGGAACAUAGCUCGCCUAAAUACAGUCUUGGAUGUGGUUGAGGAAGAGUGCGGUAUUUCUAUAGAGGGUGUAAAUACCCCUUAUCUCUAUUUUGGCAUGUGGAAAACCACAUUCGCAUGGCACACCGAGGAUAUGGACCUCUACAGCAUUAAUUAUCUCCACUUUGGAGAGCCCAAGUCUUGGUAUGCAAUACCCCCGGAACAUGGAAAACGACUUGAAAGACUAGCUCAAGGUUUUUUCCCAAGCAGUUCUCAAGGGUGUGAUGCAUUUCUUCGCCACAAGAUGACACUGAUAUCUCCGUCAGUAUUGAAGAAAUAUGGUAUUCCCUUUGAUAAGAUCACUCAGGAGGCUGGAGAAUUUAUGAUCACUUUUCCAUAUGGCUACCAUGCUGGGUUUAAUCAUGGUUUCAACUGUGCAGAAUCUACAAAUUUUGCUACAGUUCGAUGGAUUGACUAUGGGAAAGUUGCUAAAUUGUGCACCUGCAGGAAAGACAUGGUGAAAAUCUCAAUGGAUAUCUUUGUGAGGAAAUUUCAGCCAGACAGAUAUCAGCUUUGGAAGCAAGGAAAGGAUAUAUACACCAUUGAUCACACAAAGCCUACUCCAGAAUCCACACCUGAAGUAAAAGCAUGGCUGCAGAGGAGGAGGAAAGUAAGAAAAGCAUCUAGGAGUUUCCAGUGCACUGGUUCUCACUCUAAGAGGCUUAAGAAUGAGGGAAAUGAAGAAGUGUCACCUGCAGUUGAUGGGGCAGAGGGCCUUACCCCUGACCCAGACCCAGUAGGUCUCAAGGUCAAUGGAAAACCAGAAAAAGCAGUGAAGAUGGGGAACACAGAACUACCUUCAGAAGAAGAGGCUUCUCCUAGCAGAAAGCAGCUGGAUCAGAAUUCAUCAGAUAAUGUCAAACUCCCAGGAAACAGUUGCUUAAGCACAUCUAUAACAGAGGAAAUAAAAACUAAGGAUGACCAAGCCUAUGGUGUAAUUCUACCUUCAAAUCCCAGUGAAGUUGAUGAUUCUAUAUCUAGUGGCAAUCUGACAUCCAAGGAAUCAGACUCACCCAAGCUUCCAUGGCCAAAGUCACCUGAGUCGUGUUCUUCAGUGGCAGAGAGUAACAGUGUGUUGACAGAGGGAGAAGAGAGUGAUGUGGAGAGCCACAGGAAUGGCCUCGAACCAGGGGAAGUGCCAGCCGUCUCCAGUGGAGAGAGAAAUGGCCUCGAAGUUCCUGGUAGAAUAGAGGGAGAAACCAAAACUGCUAAAAGUUGGCGCCAUCCACUGAGUAAGCCUCCAGCAAGAUCUCCACUGACUCUGGUGAAGCAGCAGGCAACAAGUGAUGAAGAAUUGCCUGAGGUUCCAUCAGUUGAGGAGGAAGUGGAAGAAACAGAGUCUUGGGCGAAGCCUUUGGUCCACCUCUGGCAGACAAAGUCCCCAAACUUUGUGGCUGAACAGGAGUAUAAUGCAGCCAUGGCCAAAAUGGAGCCACACUGUGCCAUCUGUGCUCUCCUCAUGCCCUACUACAAGCCAGAUAGCAGCAAUGAAGAAAAUGAUUCAAGAUGGGAGACAAAAUUAGAUGAAGUGGUUACUCCGGGAGGAAAGACUAAGCCCCUCAUUCCAGAGAUGUGUUUUAUUUAUAGUGAAGAAAAUAUAGAAUAUUCUCCGCCUAAUGCCUUUCUGGAAGAGGAUGGAACAAGUCUUCUGAUUUCCUGUGCAAAGUGCUGUGUACGGGUUCAUGCAAGUUGCUAUGGUAUCCCUUCUCACGAGAUCUGUAAUGGAUGGCUAUGUGCCCGUUGCAAAAGAAAUGCAUGGACAGCAGAGUGUUGUCUUUGCAAUUUGAGAGGGGGUGCUCUUAAAGAAACAAAGAACAACAAGUGGGCCCAUGUCAUGUGUGCUGUUGCAGUCCCAGAAGUUCGAUUCACUAAUGUCCCAGAAAGGACACAGAUAGAUGUAGGCAGAAUCCCUUUACAGAGGUUAAAAUUGAAAUGCAUCUUCUGCAGACACCGGGUUAAAAAGGUCUCUGGGGCCUGUAUCCAGUGUUCCUAUGGACGCUGCCCAGCCUCCUUCCAUGUUACAUGUGCUCAUGCUGCUGGGGUGCUAAUGGAGCCUGAUGAUUGGCCAUACGUGGUGAACAUCACAUGCUUCCGACAUAAGGUCAACCCAAAUGUGAAGUCCAAGGCUGGUGAGAAGGGUAUCUCUGUGGGGCAGACGGUCAUCACAAAGCAUCGGAACACCCGCUAUUAUAGUUGCAGGGUGAUUACUGUGACAUCGCAGACCUUCUAUGAGGUCAUGUUUGACGAUGGCUCCUUCAGCAGAGACACAUUCCCUGAGGAUAUAGUGAGCCGAGACUGUGUGAAGCUGGGCCCUCCUGCUGAGGGAGAAGUUGUCCAAGUCAAGUGGCCUGAUGGCAAACUCUAUGGGGCAAAAUAUCUGGGAUCAAAUAUUGCCCACAUGUACCAGGUUGAAUUUGAAGAUGGAUCCCAGAUAGCAAUGAAGAGAGAGGAUAUCUAUACUUUAGAUGAAGAAUUACCCAAGAGAGUGAAAGCUCGUUUUUCCACAGCCUCUGAUAUGCGAUUUGAAGACACAUUUUAUGGAGCAGACAUAAUCCAAGGGGAGAAAAAGAGACAAAGGGUGCUGAGUUCCAGGUUUAAGAAUGAAUAUGUGGAUGAUCCUGUGUAUCGCACUUUUUUGAAGAGCUCUUUUCAGAAAAAAUGUCAGAAGAGACAAUAACCUGCAUAUGCUGCUGCGAGCAACAGAGCAACGUGCACCAGAAAAGAAAGAUGAAGGGACAACCUUGGGGCUGUGCGAUGUGUCUCACUGGGGUAGGUGACGGGGUGUGUCUCUGACAGUGGAAAAUUAGGCUUUCCAGAGUUUGGUCACCCAGACCACAGAUUAUAAAUGUUAUUAAUUGGACAAUCUGAAGUCCUCCCCUAGUCUUGCUUUCACUUGUGAGCAGUUAUCUUCGAUGAUCCCAAAGAAUUUUUCUAAGUGAAAGGAAAUAAUAGUGAAUCACCCACCAAAAACAGCCACUGAGGAAGGAGGUGGAUCCUCACUUGUGGCCUAAUUGUGCCCUUAGUCAGGAAACACAUGGAGACUUCUCUCCCCAACCCCAGCAAGUGGGAUCCUUGAUACCCAGGUAAGAGGGUAAUAAUUUGUAUAUUUUCCACAGUCAGGGAAGGACUCUCACUUAUUUGUUUUAAAUGGUGGUUUUUAUAAAACAUUUUUAAAAUACAAAUGGCCUGUAUGGUAAUGAGAUUUACCCGUGUGCGAUCUGUUAUUUCCCUUGUACAGAACUUUUACAUUUUUUUAUAUCCCUAUUACUUUUGAUUGUGUCUGAUGAGAACUGAGUUGUUGGCCUUUGUGAAAUUUUUGGCUCUUGAGAAAGAAUUCUUAUGAAUUGUAUGGGAAUUUUAUAUAUUUAAAGAGGGAGAUCUGGGGCUGUUAUUUUUAAACACUUUUUCCAUAAUAUUCUGAGUAGAUAUUUAUAAAAUAUAUUUCUUUCAUUAUGUGUUUGUAAAAUUAGAGUUUAAAUAAAUAUGCUUUGAUGCAUAGUUUUCAACUAAUAUGAUUUUUCCUUUUUAAAACAGCCUGGAAAUGUACUAGUGUUUAAAAAUAAAGAUUUCCAUUUUCUCCAA
Molecule: messenger RNA, 3628 nt
Organism: Lontra canadensis (Northern American river otter)
Lineage: Eukaryota; Metazoa; Chordata; Mammalia; Carnivora; Mustelidae
Gene: KDM4C
Product: lysine demethylase 4C
Exons: 18
Coding region: 105-2723 (872 amino acids)
Biological process (GO): chromatin remodeling
Cellular component (GO): nucleus
Molecular function (GO): histone H3K9 demethylase activity; histone H3K36 demethylase activity
Source: RefSeq, a predicted model, not a curated record